AUGUGCAUAUCAUAUGGAGAUAAUUAUUUAUUUAAAAAUGAUAAUAAAACUCUUCAAUAUGAUUAUAAUAAUAAUUCGAUAUUUAAAAAUAAUACCGGUGAAAUAAAUCAACGUCGUUUACCAAAAGCAAUUAUAAUUGGUGUUAAAAAAUGUGGUACACGAGCAUUACUAAAAUUUAUAUCAGCACAUCCAGAUGUUGUGGCAUCAAUGAAUGAAGUUCAUUUUUUCGAUCAAAAUUAUUAUCGUGGAUUAGAUUGGUACAGAAAUCAAAUGCCACUAUCAUUAUCGAAUCAGAUAACUAUGGAAAAAACGCCUCAAUAUUAUAUUCAUAAUCGUAGUGCCUAUCGUAUGACACAAACAUUUUCAAAUAUUAAAUUAAAAUUGAUUGUCAUUAUUCGUGACCCGAUUAUUCGUGCCAUUUCUGAUUAUGUACAAUUAACAACAAAACGAAAAUCAAAUUUAACAUUUGAAGAUUAUGUAUUUAUUAAAAAUUCAACAAUAAUUAACGAUAAAUGGAUACCAUUAAAAAUUGGCUGUUAUUAUCAUUAUUUUACAAAAUGGUUAAAAUAUUAUUCAUUUAAUCAAAUUCAUUUUGUUGAUGGUGAAAAUUUAAUAAAACGUCCAUGGGAAGAAUUAUUAUAUGUUCAAAAAUUUUUAAAUUUAACAAUACAAAUUCAACAAAAACAUUUUUAUUUUAAUCAUUAUAAACGUUCAUUUCCAUGUAUAAGAAAUCAAUUGUAUCAAACAAAAAAUGGAUGUUUAGGUUCAUCAAAGGGACGAAAACAUCCUGAUAUAAAACAAGAAACACGAACUAUUUUAAAAAAUUAUUAUAAAACAUGUAAUAGUCGUUUGAAACAAAUUGCUCAAAUAAAUUUUUCUUGGCUUUAA
This is a messenger RNA of Didymodactylos carnosus, 888 nucleotides long. The record is from the annotation of a GenBank genome assembly. Lineage: Eukaryota; Metazoa; Rotifera; Eurotatoria; Philodinida; Philodinidae.